Messenger RNA from Pyrenophora tritici-repentis Pt-1C-BFP, 1050 nucleotides. RefSeq lists its product as uncharacterized. The record is from RefSeq and is a predicted model, not a curated record. NCBI's taxonomy places the organism in Eukaryota, Fungi, Ascomycota, Dothideomycetes, Pleosporales, Pleosporaceae.
AUGGCCCCGACAUAUAGAGGAUUUGCGGACGGCGAUGAACGCCCGCAGCAGACACUCGUGCCCAGUUUCAAAAGAAAGCGAGCACGAAGUGGCAAGGAUCGAGCUACCUGGGCUUACAAUCAUAUCCUCCAGUUGGAACGGCAGAAACUGUUUAGCAAACCAGAAGUAGAGCGAAUGCAACUGGAAAGAUUUUUAGAACAUCCCGAAGUCAAUCAGCUGGACGAUGGCUCUGUGCCAUUUCGCUUCUUGUAUCUAACGAUCGGCAGCUCGCAAACCCUCAUGGACUUCAGCGACCAGUUACGAGUCGCUAGGGAUACACAAAAUAGGCUAGGGGUGCCCUUAUGCUCCCCUUCAAGUAUCUCAGAAACAUUCAACACGAUAUGUCGCCUUGAUACUACAGAAGCCACCUGCAUACUCCUGAAACGCUAUUACGCCAUCAAGCUCUUAGAGGAAGAGGAAGAGGAAGAAUACCACGGUCUAAACAGCGAAGACAUACCUGUCGAGACUCCGGAGACGAUGAGCAAAGAAGGUACAACUCAAGUGGGAAAUCCUACAGUGAUCCGAGAUGCUGCACUGAUAGACAGGCAAACAUCCAAGAUCAGGCCGGACGCGCAACCAGGAUCAAGAGAAUUCCUCAUCAUCCGCCGAAAGGUCAAGCGAAUUCGCCAGCUCGCAAAACGCUUGCGAGGGUUGACCAACCUUUACGGUAUAGGCAUACUUGCUCUCCUUCCAUCUGGGUCAUCGUUCUCAGGCUUCUCUGUGACCGACGCUAUGUGGGUAAACUAUAGCCUAACGCUCUCUAACAAUCGUGCUGAUGCGGUCAGGUUGCUAGCCAUGAGCGAGCAACGUUUUGGUCUGUUCAUCCGGUUACUGCAUCGGGAGCAGGGUCAACUUCUAAAAGGGCUGAGUGAAGCUGUCGCACCAGCUCUGACGACGCUAGCGACGUUUGGUCUUGGACAUCAGAUAAAGUUUGACUUUGAGAAAGUGGACUUGGUGAGGCUCGGCGAUGUCCCGAAGGCUGCACUUGCCGUGUUGAUUGUUUCUCCGUAG